This is a messenger RNA of Tilletiopsis washingtonensis, 972 nucleotides long. RefSeq names its product PLC-like phosphodiesterase. Gene Ontology annotation, biological process: lipid metabolic process. Gene Ontology annotation, molecular function: phosphoric diester hydrolase activity. The transcript is spliced from 5 exons. The annotation marks the transcript as partial. The record is from RefSeq and is a predicted model, not a curated record. Lineage: Eukaryota; Fungi; Basidiomycota; Exobasidiomycetes; Entylomatales.
UUCGACCUCGAGGGCCACCGUGGAGGGCGCGGCGAGAACAGCGAGGAGACGCUCUUCUCCUACGCCCGCGCUCUGCUUGCCGGCGUGACUACGCUCGAGCUGGACGUUGGCAUUACGAGCGAUGGCGUGCCGGUGGUGUGGCACGACGAGAUGAUCAUGAAGGAGAAGUGCAUCGGCGAGGGAGUGGGCGAGUACAUCAAGGAGCUGAGCUUCGAGCAGGUCAAGGCGCUCGACUGCGGCUCGCUGCGCCAGACUGCGUUCCCGAGGCAGCAGAUCCACCCGGGCGCGCGCAUCCAGUCGCUGCAGCAGUUCUUUGACUUUGUCAAGUGCGCCGACGAUGGAGAGAAGGUGCACUUCAACAUCGAGAGCAAGCUGAGCCCGCCCACGCCUAACACGACCGUGGGCCCCCAGCAAUUCGUCGACACCCUGCUCUCCUCGUACCGCUCCAACAACGUUCUCUCGCGCGUCACGUUCCAGUCCUUCGACUGGCGCACCAUCAUUCGCGCCAAGGAGCAAGAGCCCUCCAUCGUCACCGUCGCUCUGAUCGACGCUUCCGAUCUGCGUCCUAUCUGGACGGCAGGCAUUGAUAUUGAGGCGCAGGAAGGGCCGGAUCUGGCACAGAAGGUGGCGCAGGCUGCGAAGAAGGCCAACGCGGACAUCCUCAGCCCGAGCCAUGGAGUGGGAGAGGUCGAGGUGGAGGGUUAUGUGCCGUUCGCGAACAAGACGAUGGUGGAUGAGGCACACAAGCUGGGCAUGAAGGUCGUGCCGUACACCCCGAACUCGCUGUUCACUGCUGAGAAGCUGCUGGCUGAUGGCGUCGACGGUCUGAUCACCGACUAUCCCACAUCUUUCUCCGAGUGGGCACGCGCCAAGAACUUCCGUCUGCCUGCGCCGGGAGAGGCGAAGCGUAUCUCGCGCUGUGUUGCAAAGGCACAGCAGGCCGAGAAGAGCGCUGCGGGCAAGGGCAAGGGC